GCCAGGCGGGCCUCGGGCGUGCGGCGGGCCGGGCGGGCCCCAGCCGCGCGGCGACCGCUUCCCGGGCCGCCUCCGCCAGCCGGCCCGCCGCCCUCCCGAUGCUGCUGGUGGACGCCGACCGGCCGGAGCCGGUGCGCAGCGGGGCGCGCGAGCUCGCCGCCUCCCUGACCCCCGAGCCCCGGGCCGAGGCGAAGGAGGUGGAGGAGACCAUCGAGGGGAUGCUCCUGAGGCUGGAAGAAUUUUGCAGCCUGGCUGACAUGAUCAGGAGCGACACUUCGCAGAUCUUGGAGGAGAACAUCCCACUCCUCAAGGCCAAAGUGACAGAAAUGCGUGGCGUCUACGCCAGAGUGGACCGGCUAGAGGCCUUCGUCAGGAUGGUCGGGCGCCACGUGGCCUUCCUGGAGGCGGACGUGCUCCAGGCAGAGCGGGACCACAGGGCCUUCCCGCGUGCCCUGCGGAGGUGGCUGGGGGCCGCCGGGUGCCCCUCCUUCGGGAACAAACCGUCUGCGCCGGCGCCCCUGACGUACGAGCUGCCCGCGCUGUACAGGACCGAGGACCAUUUUCCCGUGGGCGAUGGGGACGGGGACAGGGAGGCCGGGCAUCCAGCCCCGAGCCGCCCUGGGCAGCUGUGAGCUGGAAAGUGACACUGUGCUACGGAGCAGCCCCGGUUUUCUUUCUUUUUCCUGUUGUUGUUUUUGAAUCUCCUCCCUUGCCACACGUCAGGCCACAGUGUUUGGAGCAGAGUCCACCGCGUGGGGCCCAGCCCCAGUGUCGCCUUCCUGGUGUUUAAAGGGGAAGAGGUGGCCCGGUGUGACCGUGGUUGAUGGCGGUGGGGACAUCCCUCCUACACGAGGACUCUGCCUCCGUACUGGGUGGGCUGCGUGCUGAGACCCCAGUGCCCCAGCCCGCAGGGCCGUCCCCAUAAAGGUGUGGAGAGCCGGCCUCUGGUCUGGGUGUGGGGACUGGGAGUGACGGUGUCCUCGCCUGUGCGGAACCUGCUUGUUUUAAGUCCCCGUCUGAGGGCAGGGCACAGUCCUGGCCUUUGUAUUCCCAGCAAGAAAGUGGGUGGGGGUCCCCAGGACUCCUCCAAAGGUGUUGUGGCUUCAUUUCUUCUCAUGUGGAUGAGCUUCCUGCGGUUGUCCUAACACCCCACAUGCCUCACUUGGGCUUCAACCCGUAGUGGCUAUUUCUGGAAUUCCUCUGAGAGCCUGGGAGCCAGGAGCAAACACACACACACACACGCACGCACACACACACACGCACGCACACACUGAACUGCAGACCCACGUUAGAAUUCCAAGGAAAUCUAAAAUAGUGAACCUGGCAAGGUAGCAGUAGAAAAGCAAAAAAGAGUUGGGUUGUGCCCCUUUUAGGACAGGGUUUGCAAUCCAAAGAUAGAGGUAGACCCUUGUUUAUGGGAAGAGCCAGCACGUUGCUGUCAAGGUGAUAGUGGUAACCGUCUAUUGAAGUAUAACUUACGUUACAGAAAGGAGCACCCAAGUGUAUAUUUCACUGAAUUUUCACAAACUGAACGCAUCUGUUUCACCCUCACCCAGACUGAGACCAACUGACCGGCACUGUCAGCACCUGGGACCCCCUCGGGCCCCUUCUGCUCAGUGCCCGGCUCCGGCCUCCUGGCACCCAGCAGUGCAGACGGUGUUGCGGGUUUCUGCACCUUGUAUAAAUAAAGGGUGUAGCUGAGGAGUGUUAGUUCUCAUGGCCGCGCUGUAUUGAUUGAGGCUGGUUUUAAUGAAGGAAGCGUAGACACCCGCCGUGCCCCAGUCUGUUCGGGGAGGGCAUGGAUUCGAUGCAAAGUUAAUUUUUUAGACAAGGAGUUGAGGACACUAAUUUCUGGAAGGCUGAGUACUUAUAGAUUGCUGGAGACGCCCAGGCUUCUUUCUCCUUCCAGGGCCUGAACCAGGGCCCAGGGAGGGGUGGAAGGGAAUGUCAUGAGAUUAAACCACAGCAACGUAAAUGUCCUAAAAUAGAGACACACAGGACCAUGGCUAAGAACACAGGCUCUGACAUCAGCCUGCCUGCGUGGCACCAUCCUCUCCCACACAUCUCAGCUGCUUUGUGACCCUGGGCUUGUUGCUUACCCUCUCUGAGCUCAGCCUCCUCAAUAAAUUGCGAUGACAGCA
Microcebus murinus (gray mouse lemur) is the source of this 2141-nucleotide messenger RNA. It is a transcript of the gene BCAS4, whose product is annotated as breast carcinoma amplified sequence 4. Gene Ontology annotation, cellular component: BLOC-1 complex. Lineage: Eukaryota; Metazoa; Chordata; Mammalia; Primates; Cheirogaleidae. The record is from RefSeq and is a predicted model, not a curated record.